UGACGCUACCUUCUGCGCGCCGGUGACCCAGCGCCUGUGGUCUCUGCUGGCCCGUCGCUCUCCUGCCCGGACCCACGCCCACGAUGCUGGCGCUGCGCUGCAGCCCCCGCCUGCUCGGCCUGCUCCCCGGCCCGCGCUCCGCGCACCUGCGCCUCCCCACGGCCCGAGCUUGCAGCAGCGGCGGCGGCUCCCGCGACCCGUCCUCUUCCCCCGGGAAUCCGCUCGUGUACCUGGACGUGGGUGCCGACGGGCAGCCCCUCGGCCGCGUGGUGCUGGAGCUGAAGGCAGAUGUCGUCCCAAAGACAGCAGAGAACUUCAGAGCCCUGUGCACCGGGGAGAAGGGCUUCGGCUACAAAGGCUCCACCUUUCACAGAGUGAUUCCGUCCUUCAUGUGCCAGGCCGGGGACUUCACCAACCACAACGGCACAGGGGGCAAGUCCAUCUACGGAAGCCGCUUUCCCGACGAGAACUUCAAACUGAAGCACCAGGGGCCAGGUGUCCUGUCCAUGGCCAAUGCAGGCCCCAACACCAACGGCUCCCAGUUCUUCAUUUGCACCAUAAAGACAGACUGGCUGGAUGGCAAACAUGUUGUGUUUGGCCACGUCAAGGAGGGCAUGGACGUCGUGAAAAAAAUAGAAUCUUUCGGCUCCAAGAGUGGGAAGACAUCCAAGAAGAUUGUCAUCACAGACUGCGGCCAGUUGAGCUGAGCCGCCACGGCCAGGGCCUAGGCUGGCGGCAGCUGCUGCACGGGAGCUGGCUCACCCAGGUGGCCGCCUUGGGCUCCUAGCGAAGGGGCCCCUUGGAGUUGCCUGUGGGCACUCCACCGUCUCUGUGCUCCGGGAAAGCCUCUCAGGAAUGUCCGACCUCACGGGACCCACCAGGCUACUUCCCCAGGGCCCACCCUCCCCCAGCGUCCUGUUUCUGGACUCCCAUCGUGGACACUGUGUCACUGCUCCUUGUCAGGUGUUACCUGUGAUUGCCCGGCCCACGUUCACCUGUGCCUUGGACCUUGGGGGAGGUGAUGGGUUAGCUUUGAAGGCAGUUUUUUGCCUUUUCUUUGACCAAGGGGGGAAAGCCAGUUGCUGUAAAGGGCUGUCAUAUCUGUUUAAUGUUGUCUUCCUAAUCGGAAUAAUUUAACAAGACUCCCUGGAGCUGAAGCUGUGACACUAAGUGCUGUGGGGUGACUUCAGUUGGUGGCACAGGCCACAGACCCACAAGCUUGGCCCUUGGAGCACAAUCCAGGCCUUUGUGACGGGCUCAUGGCUGAGGCCUUUCAUCCCAGCCACUGUGAAUCCUGUUGGUUUGCUGCUCUUGUGUUUGCAGAGACUCUGGGGGGGUAGAAGCGGCUGAACCUGGGAACAGACCCACUGCGAGAUGUGCCUGGUCAAUGUGAAUUCCCAAGUUGAAAACAAAAAUGACCUGUAAGCGCUGUGUGCUCUGGAAGGAAGUCAGUGUGCAUUUCCUGGUGGGCUUUGAUUUUUUCUGUGUUUUUAAUAAAUUAAAUCUACUGAUUAUGCAUACAAUACACUUCUGGAACAUUUAUUUGUGUUCACUUUAAAUGUGAAAAUAAAUCCUGUUUUUUAUGAAA
Hippopotamus amphibius kiboko is the source of this 1588-nucleotide messenger RNA. It is a transcript of the gene PPIF, whose product is annotated as peptidylprolyl isomerase F. Gene Ontology annotation, biological process: cellular response to hydrogen peroxide; protein folding; regulation of mitochondrial membrane permeability involved in programmed necrotic cell death. The transcript has 6 exons. Gene Ontology annotation, cellular component: mitochondrion. The record is from RefSeq and is a predicted model, not a curated record. Gene Ontology annotation, molecular function: peptidyl-prolyl cis-trans isomerase activity. Lineage: Eukaryota; Metazoa; Chordata; Mammalia; Artiodactyla; Hippopotamidae. Bases 84 to 707 code for a protein of 207 amino acids.